CUCUAUCUGCGUCUGCAACGCGAAGCUGUGUGUUGCGAUCACCUGACGAUGAUGAUGACAAUUGGAUUCAUCAUCGUUGCAGUCAUCACUGUCAUAAUUGUUGGAUUUUCUUUCGCCGCAAUCAAUGGCAGACGUAACAGGAAAAGAGCCGUUGGGUUCUUCCAUCCAUACACCAACGACGGCGGCGGCGGAGAAAGGGUGCUAUGGUGCGCCGUCAGAGCCAUCCAAGACGAAAACCCUAACCUUCACUGCCUUGUCUACACCGGAGACCACGAUGCCACGCCUCAAUCCUUGAUGGCUCGUGCCCUCGAUCGCUUCGGUGUCACGCUCCUCUCUCCUCCAAAGGUGGUGCAUUUGUACAAGAGAAAGUGGAUUGAAGAAACCACUUAUCCACACUUUACUAUGAUUGCUCAAAGUCUGGGUUCUGUGUAUCUUGCAUGGGAGGCUUUGUGCAAGUUUACCCCUUUAUAUUAUUUUGACACAAGUGGGUAUGCUUUUACAUAUCCACUUGCCAGGUUGUUUGGAUGCAAAGUUAUUUGCUAUACACAUUACCCUACUAUUAGUUCAGAGAUGCUGUCUCGUGUUCGUCAGCGCAGCUCGAUGUACAAUAAUGAUGCCUUAAUUGCAAAAAGUGUUUGGCUUUCUCGGUGCAAAAUCGUCUAUUAUACAAUCUUCAUCUACUUGUAUGGGGUUGUGGGAUCUUGUGCACACCUAGCUAUGGUCAAUUCAUCUUGGACCAAAUCCCAUAUUGAAAAGCUUUGGGGAUUUCCAGAUCGUAUUAAGCGAGUCUAUCCUCCUUGUGAUACUUCAGGACUCCAGGUGCUUCCUUUGGAAAGAUCAGCUGAAAUUCCUCUAAUAAUAUCUGUUGCACAAUUUCGACCAGAGAAGGCUCACAGUGUCCAACUUGAGGCCUUUUCAACAGCCAUUAAGAGAUUAGAUUCUGGCUUGCCAAAACCUAAGCUCCAAUUUGUGGGUAGCUGUAGAAAUAAAUCAGAUGAGGAAAGACUUCAAAUGUUAAAAAUGAAAGCAAUUGAGCUGAAUGUGAAUGAACAAGUGGAAUUUUACAAGAAUGUAACAUACAGAGAUUUGGUGGGACUUUUAGCAGGCGCUGUUGCCGGCAUCCAUUCCAUGACAGAUGAGCAUUUUGGCAUUAGUGUUGUAGAAUAUAUGGCUGCUGGUGCCAUCCCAAUUGCCCAUAAUUCUGCUGGCCCAAAAAUGGACAUUGUAUUAGAUGAAGAUGGACAGCAAACAGGACUUCUUGCCUGCACUGUUGAAGAAUAUGCAGAUGCCAUUUUGAGAAUCAUAAAGAUGCCAGAGAUGGAGAGACUUAAGAUGGCUGCUGCUGCAAGGAAACGUGCCCUUAGGUUUUCUGAGGAGAGGUUUUAUGAUGACUUCAAAACUGCAGUAGGUCCCAUUCUGUGUCAUAUUUCUAGAUGAUGGUCUACCAACUAUUCAGCAUCAUUGUAACUUAAAGUGGAGAUUUCCUUCACUGUUCCCUUCUCAGCCAGCCUAACUAUUUAAGAAUACUGACCAAGAAUUUUGUUACAGAAAUAGUUACACUUUUGUUUUCACUAUCGUUUCGUGGUUGAUGUUAUCUUCAUGGCCAUAUACCAAAUGGUAAAUGAUUUUACUUGUACAGAGGACUAUUGGAAGUUGGAUUGUAACAUAAGAAGUAACUAUUUGCUGCUGCUUCUUCUUUUAAUAUAGAAUUGUUUCUUCCAAAAGGUAAUUAUUUGACAAUUCUGAGAUAAUAUCUUAUUAUGUAUCCUGAAUUAUGUUUUUAUGGAAACAUGGUUUUUGACUUUUUAUACAUGCCAUUAAGGUGGUUGGUUGCUUGCUCCGGUUUGGUCAUGGCCAGGGAUGGACUCGUCAAGAGACUCGAUGACUUGUCUAGAUUCCUUACAUACAUGAAAAACACCAAGCAAACAACUUAAAAAGCUAGGAAAAGAAGUAUCCAACUCCAGCUCCUCAUAAAGAACAGGAGAAGGGGUGGGAGAGUUGCGGCAAACUGGGCAUGUGCUGUUCAUGCGAAGCCACUCAUCUAUGCAAUCAGUAUGGAAACAAUGUUUGCAUUCAGGAAUGCAUCUGAUUGUGUCUUUGCUGUUGUACUCUGAC
Molecule: messenger RNA, 2115 nt
Organism: Gastrolobium bilobum
Lineage: Eukaryota; Viridiplantae; Streptophyta; Magnoliopsida; Fabales; Fabaceae
Product: GDP-Man:Man(3)GlcNAc(2)-PP-Dol alpha-1,2-mannosyltransferase
Exons: 9
Coding region: 49-1437 (462 amino acids)
Biological process (GO): protein N-linked glycosylation
Cellular component (GO): endoplasmic reticulum membrane
Molecular function (GO): GDP-Man:Man(3)GlcNAc(2)-PP-Dol alpha-1,2-mannosyltransferase activity
Source: RefSeq, a predicted model, not a curated record